Sitophilus oryzae (rice weevil) is the source of this 2059-nucleotide messenger RNA. RefSeq names its product sialin-like. Gene Ontology annotation, molecular function: transmembrane transporter activity. The record is from RefSeq and is a predicted model, not a curated record. The transcript is spliced from 8 exons. Lineage: Eukaryota; Metazoa; Arthropoda; Insecta; Coleoptera; Curculionidae. Bases 356 to 1801 code for a protein of 481 amino acids. Gene Ontology annotation, cellular component: plasma membrane. Gene Ontology annotation, biological process: monoatomic anion transport; transmembrane transport.
UAUUAACGGUAAAUAAUAUUUUGCUAAAAUAUUUGUAGGGCCUCUUUUUAUUCAAAGUUAGUGCCAAAUAACCAUUCUGUCUUUUAUUUGAUUUAUUUUAUAUCAUGUGUAACAAGUGGUAAUAAUUAACGUUAAAUUUACCUAAUACCUAGCAUCCUUCAGAAAUUUUUACCUUUGUAUUAUUUAAACUUAACCUAUGAAUUUAACAAGACAUUGUCAACGUUUAUUUAAAUUAGUUUAAAUUUUUAGUAAAAACAUAACUAUUAUAUAUGUAAUUUUCUAGUAUAUAGAGAAUUUUAUUAGCAUGUUUUAUGUAUAUAUUUCAACUUAGUAACCUACAUGUCUAUGACAAAUCAUGGGCGAUCAUCAGACUGACAAUGGAAUUCCAAUGCCUAAAUCGGGUUGGAAAUUUUGGAAACAAAGAAGAAACAUUUUAGCUAUUUUAGUUUUUUUCGAAUAUUUCAACCUUUAUUCUGUACGAGUUAACUUAAGUAUAGGUAUUGUGGCUAUGACUCAGGACGUACACGUUACAUUGCCAAAUGGCACUAAAGAAAAUAUAGGUCCAGAAUUCAGCUGGGAUAACAAAAUCCAAGGUUAUUUAUUAAGUUCCUUUUUCUAUGGAUAUAUAAUGACUCAGAUUGCUGGUGGAUACCUUUCCAAGAAGUUUGGAGGAAAGUUGGUCUUCGGAGGAGGAGUUGCAGGAGCUGCUUUAUUCACUUUGCUUAGCCCGUUGUUUGCUACCAUAAAUGUAUAUCUUUUUCUGGCUGGAAGAAUAUUUAUGGGAAUAUUUGUAGGUGUGACAUAUUCUAGUUUAUUCUAUUUGUGGUCCAAAUGGAUUCCACCUAGCGAAAGAAGCAGAUAUACCAGUCAAUCAACUUCAGGCAGUCAGACCGGAGCCGUUUUUGCCAUGGUGUUUUAUGCAUAUCUAGCUGACAUCAGUGGAUGGAGAAGCAUUUUUUAUUUUUCAGGUGGAAUGGCUUUAAUUUGGUCCCUAAUCUGGAUUAUAUUAAUAAAGGAAUCCCCAGAAUCUGACAAGUGGAUAUCACAUUCCGAAUUGCAUUAUAUUCAGCAAUCACUGAAAGAUGCGAAACCUGUCGAAUCCUUUCCAGUACCGUGGAAAAAUAUUUUAAUAUGUAAAGCAGUAUGGGCAUUACAGGUAGCAAUAUUUUGCGAAGCUUGGGGAUUUUAUACUUUACUCACGCUACUGCCAAAGUAUUACAAAGAUGUACAUAAUUUCGUCAUUUCGAAAUCAGGAAUACUUUCUGCGUUGCCCUACUUGGUUUUAGCCAUAAUGAUGCAAGUUACAGGUCACCUGGCAGACAAGAUUGUGCAGUGGAACAUUUUAGGCAUUACCUAUGCCAGAAAAACUUUUAUGGCUUUAGGCUUUCUGUGUCAAUCAUGUCUCAUGUUGGGUGCGGCGUUCUGGGAGGAAGCAACUGGAAAUGUUAUCUGCUUAGUACUUGCAGUAGGAAUGGAUUCCUUUGCUUUAACUAUUAUAAGUGUAAAUGUCUUGGAUCUCGCACCAGUUAAUGCAAGUAUCUUAAUUGGACUAGUAUACACGUGGGGUGUUAUACCUGGUAUCAUGAGUCCCAUUAUAGCAGGAUAUUUAAUUUCUACUGAUAACCAUACUGUACAACAAUGGAGAGUUAUAUUCUAUAUAACAGCAAGUUUGUACCUGUUUGGAGCAUUAUUCUUUGUGAUUUUUGCAUCGGGAUUAAGGCAGUCUUGGGAUAUUCCACCAAAAAUUGAUCCUAAUGAUUCCACCAGGAUAGAGAACCCUGGCAUUAGUAGAAAUAAUUGAAUAUAUUUUAACUGUAUUUAAUACUUUAUUAUUUAUUUAAAAAUGUUUUAGUGAUAUUAUAGUGUAAAAAUAUGAUCUACCUUCAAAUAAACUAAGUAUAAUACUUUAAGAAAUGUAUUUGACUUAUUGACUUUAUUGUAAAUUUUAAAAACAAAAAAAAAUCGUGAAAACUAACACUAACUGAAUUUUUUGAAAUCAGCUGAAAUGUACCAAGCCAAUAAUAACUUGUUGAUUCCAAUGACAUAUUUUUACCUACAC